CGCACUUAGUCUUGUACUGUUUGCCGGACCGCAAAUCUGAAAAUUUUCCUCCGUGUUGUGCUGAGUAUUCUGGAGGCUUCGUAAAACCUCGGGAUAUUUGGGUGAUCACAACACCUGUGAUGUGUUGAAAGUUGAACUGACCGCUGAUUAAUAGACUGUGCUUAUUUGUGCUUUGUUGUGUGAAACGCGCGAUGCCUUCCGCAAAUAAGGAUAAGAUUUUCGGGCCCUGGAGCCGAAGUGAUAGCACUGGAUCCAUGUAUCUUUCGAACAAUAAUAACGCGGAUAAUUUGGUGAAACUGUACUCGAGAACGGCUCCAACCAGUCCAAGGUGGACACCGUCUGUUUCCAGACACAACUCGCCUCCAAUGCCUAGUUCACCGUUAUCCUCGUCGCCACCAUCAACUUUGCGUCGGAACUAUUCCAGCACCUUCAUGUUGAUUCCUGAAGAUCGUGCCGUUGAUCCGGUUUCCGUCGAGCCAGCACCCUCGAAAAAUGUCAAUGGCUCACCAAGAGAUGAGCCAGUUGAUAAAUAUCGUGUAUCUAACGGGCGCAUCAUUCUGCGCCUGUUUCUCUGGUGGCCACUAUUGAUGAUCGCAAUAGCUCAACGCAUUAUAGGAUUUUUUAUGCAACUUUGCUGGAGACCAUUCCUGUUUGCAGCUCCCGCAUUUUGGUUAUCGGCUUGCCUAUGGAUGUUCUGGAAGCUCAUAGCGUUACCCUUGGCAUGUCUCAAAUGGGCUCUCGUUGCCCUACAUACUCCAGCUCACGAGCGCAAUCGCAAGAAGCGAACAGUCCUGAUCAGUUGCGGAAGUACGAUCCAAGCCCUACACCUAGCCAGAAACUUUUACAAGUCUGGCGCAAGAGUUGUAGUGUUCGAUUUCGAAGGAUUAUUCGGAUUGGCCCGAUUUUCAACAGCCGUGAGCAAGUUCUACACCGUUCAGAAACCCACCCCAGAAACAGCGAACGAAUACAUUGCAGCUCUGUGUGAAAUCGUUGAAAAAGAACAGCCAACUCAUUACAUACCCGUAUGUGCAACCAGUGUAGCUCAUUACGAUGCACUUGCAAAACCACAUCUGGAGCUUCGGGGAUGUUCCAGCUUUAUACCUGGGACACAGGAAACCUCCGUACUUGACGACAUCCUGCAGGUCAUGCGAAAGUGUGAGCUUAAUAACAUUGCUUUGCCUCCUCAUCAAGUGAUUGCCUCGAAGGAAGAUUUGUACCGGCUGUACGAAAACGGAUGGCUUUCCGGAUAUCGUAAUGUGAUGUUCUCGUCCGGAAUGCUUGGCGUACUGGAACGCACCAAAUACGUGCUGCCAAUGCAUCGUCGGGAUCUGAAGCUGAACUAUGAAAUCAGUGAGAUGCAAAAGUGGGUAAUCGUUCGCGAUGUUAUCGGUGCACAAUACGUAACGUGUACAACCGUCAAGGACUCUCAAGUGGUUGCCAACGUGACUUGUGUGAUUCAGAACGACACUCGCAGUCUAGUGCCGGAGCAGAAUGAAGAGAUAGAACAAUGGCUGAAAGAAUUUUUCCGCAAGAUACGUCUACAACGUCCAUUAAACGGACACAUCAGCUUCCGGUUGUCGAAAUGCAAGUCCAGCGGGGAAAUUCUACCACUCGGGAUUCGCGUUGGAGUCUCAUUGCCCUACAUCUGUUAUACCGGAGUUCAUUCGCGAGUUAUCUGUCGACCAUGCCCACAUUUCAAUCGACAGAAUUCUGGACCCCUGGUACAGGACGGAGGUCGCUACUGGAUUCACGAGACAGUCUUGAAGGCAGUUCGUCAACCAAGCGUGGAUGCCGUUCAACAGUUGAUAGGAACUGUUCUGGAUAAACGAGAAGCUCUCUUCGUGUACUGGGAUCCGCUGCCAUAUUGUGCAUACUACCACUUCCAGCUUCCGUUCAACUCGGUUAAAAUGUUCCUCCAGAGACGGCAACGAGGGCGGACCAUGCCACGUGCCGCUGCACCGGUCCAGUGAUCACGAGCAAGAGAUGUGCUCAAUCAAUUUACUGAUGAUAGGCCAGCCCAGUCACGGGGCGAUAACAGCGGGUGGUGAUUUGUUGUUGAGUUGUUUUAGGAUUUUUUUCAGACACGGUUUAAUAAAAACGGAGAGAGAAGCAAUAGACUUGCAAAUAAUCAAACGAAAAAUGAUGCGUGUGCAGCUGAUGAGUGAUUGAAUGUUGUUUAGCUUAGGAUCCGGAUUCUAUAGUACACUGUAAGGUCUAGCGGUUAGGAUGAUACUUUGAACUACCUACUUAUGAUUGGGGGACUUUUAAGGUUUGAAUUUUGUUGCUGGGCAACAAGCGAAAAAUGGUGAAUCUCUUAUCAUACAUUUCGAUGUAAACAUGAAAAAGUACAAAUAUAAAUAAACCAUUACCAAUAGCAA
Messenger RNA from Uranotaenia lowii, 2378 nucleotides. RefSeq lists its product as uncharacterized. The coding region runs from base 192 to 1970 and encodes 592 amino acids. The transcript has a single exon. NCBI's taxonomy places the organism in Eukaryota, Metazoa, Arthropoda, Insecta, Diptera, Culicidae. The record is from RefSeq and is a predicted model, not a curated record.